Molecule: messenger RNA, 1153 nt
Organism: Prunus mume (Japanese apricot)
Lineage: Eukaryota; Viridiplantae; Streptophyta; Magnoliopsida; Rosales; Rosaceae
Product: clast3-like protein
Biological process (GO): proteasome assembly
Cellular component (GO): nucleus; cytosol
Source: RefSeq, a predicted model, not a curated record
UAAUGGAGCCCAGAAUUGGCCCACAUAUAUUUUCUUCCCCAAAAAGUUUCCUUCUUCUCUUCUUCAGCUUGAACAACCUCCCUCACAUUCAGAGUCACCGGCUCACCGAUCAUACAUUUCAGCAAUUUCCUGCUUUGCUCGGCAAUGGAAUUCGCUCCUGAAAAAGGCAAACACGUCAACGGCGACUCUUCCACUCUGAUCCUGCCGGCUUUGUCAAUUGGAAAUGUGGGGCAGCUUGCAGUGGACCUCUUAGUUGCGUCAACGAGAGCUGAGAGAAUUGGGUAUUUGGAUACUCCCUAUGUGCUUCCAUGCGUUGGCAACGACGCAUAUGGGCCUGUUCCAAAUGGCGAGCUUGCUCUCCCUCUUGAAGCUUAUGAUUCGUCUGCUAAUGCAAUGACUUUAAUCCAACAAAGGUCUCCUGUUGUUAAGGGAAGGAUGAUUGAAUUUGCUAAAAACUUGGCUGAUUAUGUUGCUGCUAGUGGGAAGAAGCAUGUUGUCGUGCUCUCAAGCUUAGAUUUUGGGAGGUGGCAGAGAGUUGAUAUGUCAAGUGGUUUGCAGACGCUUUACCUGUCUAGCACCAAUUCAGAUGGAACAGAUGAUUACUGCGAACAGCUUGGGUGGAAAAAACUGCAGGAAUAUAAACCCACUCAGAAGGCUUGGAAGUAUCUCAGCACAUUAGCUGAAGGCAAUGCCAUACCAGAGAGCAUCUUGCCCUUUGAAGGUGAACUAGAAGAAGAAGAAUAUUACUACCCGAGCUUGCCUUUUGCCGCACUCUUUUCUUGUCUCAAGGCCAAAGGAUUGAAGGUCACUUGCUUAUUUUGCUACUGCUCAGAAGGGGACAACAUACCUGAUGCUUUCCAUUUGGCUGAGGCAGCAUGCAAACUUCUGGACUUGAGUCCCAGUAAUUUCCAGGGCGACAGCAAUGAUAAAUGGGUUACUCCAUUGUCUUGGAAGACUCUGUAUGGACCACCGGCAGACAUGUCUCUCUUUUAGACAGGAUUCCUCCCAGCUGAGGUAAGAUCUGCAAGGAUGGAGUUCCUUCAGAAGUUUUGUUAGUAACAAGAGAAAAUGUAUCAAUAUAACUUAUUGGGUCGUGAAGUUUAAUAUGUACAUUCUUCAGACUCAUAUGAAAAUACAAAAAAUGUUCUAUCCA